GUCCACAAGGUGAGUAGGUGAAAGGUGACCCCGGUUGCGCGUCGCGGGGGGCGUGCCGUGACGUCACGGAAGAAGGUUGCGAUCUGAACACCCGAAUUUACAGUAGAGUCCAGACUGAACCAGAACUCCGAAAGUUUCCCAGCAGCGCAGAGACGCUCCGCGAAUUAUCCCGACGCGUAAUUAGGGCAAUAAAUGCUCUUAACCUUGACUGACCUUACACGCCUGCUGUAAGUAAACAUACAGUGCUUAAGCCCACUCGCAUAUGUUCUGAACGGCAGAUUUGCGAUCAGGAACGCCGCUCAUUUCCACGGUGGCUGCGUCAAGAGAGCUCCGUCCUGAAGGGGGAUUGCGUGACGUUUUCUGGCGUGCAUAUAAUCGUGACAUUCGCACUGACCGAUCCGUAGACCUUGCGUGGAUCCAUCGUGCCGCAGGGGUUCUUCAGAAACCGUCUCUCACAUGAUGUACACAAUAACCAGAGGUCCCAGCAAACUUGUUACACAACGGAGAACAGGCCCUACGCAACAGAUUGAGAGCAAAGCGAACGACCUGAAACAGAAGCAAAGCCACUGGCUUGUAUCGGAUUCACCAGCGCCUAAGAUUGUGUUUCACCGGCUGAACGGAAAGCGGUUUCACAGAUCGACCUCUCCAAAAACCGAAAACACUACUGAGGGAUUCACUCCGGCACAUGAGGAAAAUGUUCGGUUUGUUUAUGAGGCUUGGCAGGAGGUGGAACAGAAGCUUGGAGAGGGAUCCCAGCCGGAGAACGGGAAAGGCCCAGUUCAGUAUGCGGAGAGAAGCCCCAAUCCCGGCAUGAAAAAUUUUGUGCCUAUUGAUCUCGAGGAGUGGUGGGCCCAGCGUUUCCUGGCUAACAUUGCCAACCUGUCAUGACAGGUGCAUGAUGGGGCAUGAGGAGAUGUGGCUGAACGGUCCAGACUGAGGCAGGGUGAGGGAAAGGCGGUGCAGCCUGACUCUCCUGAUGAGCUCAGGUGAUGACGUGAGAAAUUUGCACGCUGUAUGAAUUCAGCCCUUCCCAUGGAACUGUUUGCCCAGCCGGACCCGGACUCUCUCUCAUGCACACGGAAGAUGAUCAGAGAAUUUUUUCCCUCUGCUUUUCUUUCUUUGUUAGAAUGUGAGGUGUCUGUUUUUCUCUGCAGAUCUUUACAAAAAAGUGAUGUAUAAAACAAACAAAAAAAAUCCAGUAAAAGUUUUUCAAGACA
Molecule: messenger RNA, 1217 nt
Organism: Labeo rohita (rohu)
Lineage: Eukaryota; Metazoa; Chordata; Actinopteri; Cypriniformes; Cyprinidae
Gene: mcrip2
Product: MAPK regulated corepressor interacting protein 2
Exons: 5
Coding region: 457-888 (143 amino acids)
Source: RefSeq, a predicted model, not a curated record